GCAUUCAGCUAGGUGAUGAGGUGGCAGUGAUGACCCACUCUCCGUCUUGGGACCUCUCUCCAGAAGUCAUGCAACUUCUUGGGUUAACACGCGAUCGGAGGUCCAGUCUCCCCAUACAGGGUGCAUGGAGUGAGGGUUUUGACAACAUGAAAUUACCCUCAUUUCGCCCAGCUUAUUUAUUCUUAGUUCGCGUGCCUUUGGAUGUCAUUCAUGAGUGCUUGCGGCUGAGGCUGGAGCAGAGGAUUCUGGGAAAAGACCCAUCUUUAUUGAGUAUAAAACAGUUAAUACGUGAGUGCAUGGAAGUGCUAAAGGCUGGUGUCCUGUUGAAGCAGUAUUAUCGUCACAUGGUGGCAGCAGUAAUGUGGGAUGACAUCCACGCAGAGGAGAAGUUUGAGAUGGGACUGGAGCAGUUUGAUGCUGACAUGAAGGAGAUGUUAGAGGUCUACUUCAGCUACCUGCAAACCUGGAUGUGUUCAUUGCAAAACUUGCCAGAAGCUUCUAGAGCCCUUAGAAAUGCUCUUGAAGAGCAUUGGACAUUCACCAAGGAAAUUUGUGCCCAUAUCCUAGGGGGAGAGGCAGAGGCAGGGAAGAGAUUUUGCACCAUGGCAAGUAGCCUCCUCAACUCCAUAGCAGACUUUCUGGAGAUUGGCAUAGACGAGUGCAUCCACAACUAUGACUCAACCAUGGUAGAGUCCGUCUCCAUGGAGCACUCCUCCUCAGAGGAGGAAGGGGAGGAGGAGCACACACUCAGGCAUAAUAGAUCCACAGAAUUAAGGUAA
Molecule: messenger RNA, 779 nt
Organism: Lingula anatina
Lineage: Eukaryota; Metazoa; Brachiopoda; Lingulata; Lingulida; Lingulidae
Product: mitogen-activated protein kinase kinase kinase 4-like
Biological process (GO): MAPK cascade; protein phosphorylation
Molecular function (GO): protein kinase activity; ATP binding
Source: RefSeq, a predicted model, not a curated record